This is a messenger RNA of Trematomus bernacchii (emerald rockcod), 4261 nucleotides long. RefSeq names its product SR-related CTD-associated factor 11 (gene scaf11). Bases 189 to 3965 code for a protein of 1258 amino acids. NCBI's taxonomy places the organism in Eukaryota, Metazoa, Chordata, Actinopteri, Perciformes, Nototheniidae. The transcript is spliced from 14 exons. Gene Ontology annotation, biological process: spliceosomal complex assembly. Gene Ontology annotation, molecular function: RNA binding. The record is from RefSeq and is a predicted model, not a curated record.
CUCUCAGCCCCACAGACCGCGAGACAUGUGGCUGAGACUUUCUGAAUGCUACGCUCCGUUUUUAGCCAAAACAAUCACCGAAUAGUGCUAUUCGUCAGCAUUUCAUUGCAGGUGCUUGGAAAACCAGUUUACCAGGUGCACGUCAGCUUCAGCAACACUUAAAGUGAUCAGGUGAGCCCGGGGCAGACAUGACUGGAGCUGGAAGUGGAGGCCAGGGCCCGCCUGAUGGGGGGGACGCUGAGGAGGCGGAGAGGUGUCCUAUCUGCCUCUGCGUCCUGGCUGGAGGCGAGCUCGCCGUGCCCGACAGCUGCUGCCACGUCUUCUGCCUCAGAUGUCUCCUCACAUGGGCAGAGUUGCAGAUGUCUCCGUCCUGCCCGGUGGACAGAAGACCUUUCACUAAUGUUUACAGAUGGGACGGGAAUCUCAGCUGUGUGCAGGUUCCUGUAAGGAAACGUGCGACUCAACCCGAAGCUGAGCGUUGCUACUGUAGAAACCCAGAACAGAAAGUCUGUCUCAAAAGUAAGGCUGCAAGAAGACUGAGACGGCAAAAGGUGGAGAGGACGGCUGACGCUAAAACGAAAGGUCUUGUUAGGAAAUGUAACGACGAUGGCCACUCCUCACUGAGCAGAAAAAAGGUGAGAGGAACAGAGUGCUGCGCUUGGUCAUCGUCUCCAUGUGUCUCAAUAACAACUACAUCCACGGAGCACAUGGCAGAGCCUGUGUGGGAGGACGUCCCGUAUGACAGCGUAAUGACACAGUGUAAAGCUCAGGCGCAGGACUGUCCGUGGCUCUCUGCUGCGGCGCCCAUCCCUGCUAACGGCCCCUUCAGGCAAAGCUUCCAUCCAUCCGGUUGGAACCAGAGCCCGUUUCCAUCUCCCUUUUCCUCCCCGUCACCUUGCGGUCCCGGUCAUUUUGUGUUUCAGGGUGUUGUCUGCGCCAUCACGUGUCCCAAAGGAGGCGAGAAGAGAGGCGGGCGAGCUUCAACCUCCAAAGCUCCCACCAAAGAGGCCAAGUCUCUACCAUCCCGGCGGUCCGGACGCAACAGUAAGAGCCAGGAAGAGGCUCCUGUGUCUGACCCUUCAUCACCGCCGCAGCCCUCUUCGUCUGACUCUGACUCGGCCCCCUCACAGCCCACCAAGCCGGGCAAGGCAUCGCAGACACCGGCCAAGAGGAAGGGAAAACAGGUCACAAACCGGAAGGCCGGAGGGAAAAGAAAAGCCGCGCCAAGGAAAAAGAAAUCUGCCCAAGUCGUGAGCAGUCCCACGGCAAGUGAAGACGAGGAAGAGGAGGAGGCAGAUGGGUGCGACAACGCCGAGAAGGAGGAAGAAGAGAAAAAAAACUUGGAUCAGCAACAGUCUGACGCUGAGGGGAGUCUAAAUGAAGACCACGACACUAUCGACUCCCCUAAUGAGCGAGGAGGCGCUGAACCCUCCGGGAACGACGUGGGGCUGGACAGUGACGAGACUCAGGAAGAGUCUAAUGAACAGAAACCAGACUCAGCUCCAUACAGCCCCGGUUCCUGCUCCGAGGGCGAACAGAGCAAGAGGGAGGAGGAAGAGCCAGCAAGCCCCGCGUCCUCUGGAGGAGACAUCUGUGACAAAAGUCCUCCACCGUCACCCUCUGACUCGGAGAAAAGUCCUCCACCGUCACCCUCUGACUCGGAGAAAAGGCGCUCACCGUCACCCUCUGAAUCAGAGAAAAGGCGCUCACCGUCACCCUCUGAAUCAGAGAAAAGGCGUUCACCAUCACCCUCUGGCUCAGAGAAAAGGACUUCUCCAUCACCCUCUGACAACGCUCUGCUGGGCGACCUGAUGUCCCCGCACGGUGAUGACCAGGAUGACGACAUGGAGAUUUGUGCGGCCUCAGUAGAAGCCAACAAUGAAGGUUCUUCAAAGGAGGCUGAAUCAUGUGAGAAUUCUCCACAACCGGCCUCCGACUCGCAGAACAAUCCAGAUGUUCCAGAAUCAAAAGCCUCUGACGAAAAUGAUUUGAAAGCAUCGGGGUCAGAAGAGCCUUUAGUAGACGACAGCUCAAGGAAGGGAACCGAGGAUGACACUAAGGUUGUGCCCAUGGACUGCAGUUCCCCCACGAUGGAACAUAGCAACAGUCCGAAGGAGGGGGACGCCUCAGCCGCGGCAGAGACUCCUGCUUCUGAAAGCCAAGUCGCCAAGGACAAGAGUGGCAAGGACCAACGGGAAAAGAGCCGGGAGAGGGAAAGGAGCCGGGGGAGAGAAAGGAGCAAGGAUAGAGAAAGGAGCAAGGAUAGAGAAAGGAGCAAGGAUAGAGAAAGAAGCCAGGAGAAGAAAAAUGGCAAGCAGCGGCGCUCUCGUUUCCACUCCCCAUCCAAGGCCUGGUCACCAAAGAAGGAAUCAAAACGAGAAGGGUCCAGGCGAUCGCGCUCCCGCUCCAGAGAGCGAGACGGCAGCCCGCCCUCUAGCCGCUCGUCCCGGGCCCGCAGCAGAGAAAGAGACCGAGACCGGGACGGUGAGAGAGACCGAGACCGGGACGGUGAGAGAGACCGAGACCGGGACGGUGAGAGAGACCGAGACCGGGACGGUGAGAGAGACCGAGACCGUGACGGUGAGAGAGACCGUGACGGUGAGAGAGACAGAGACCGGGACGGUGAGAGAGACCAGUCUCGGAGGGAGCGCAGCCGUGAGAGGAGGAGGCGGCGCUCCAAGAGUCGAUCCAGGUCAAGCUCUCAGUCCAGAUCACGAUCCUACAGACGAGGGGCCAGCCCCGAGCGGCCGGCCUCCAGAGAGCAGUCUCCCCAGAGGAGGGAGCGUAGGGGCGGCUGGAGGUCAGGGCAGGGCAACGGGUCCGGGGGCGAGGGACGGAGAAAUCAGAGCGACGCUGGGCAGCCUGAAAAUGGCGUGCCGGCGGAAAGUUCCCCUGAGCGCAAACAGUGGUCGGAAAAUCCUGACUGGGUUACAGAAAAGAGUCGGAGUGACGCCGAAAGCAAGAGUGGGGGCUCACGCUGGGAGGACCGUGGUGGGAACAGAGGGUCCCGGGGCGCAGGCCGGGGGGGAGGCAACCGCAGCUUCAACAAUUCAGGGACUGACGCAUACAGCCGCUUCAACGAAAACCGGGGCGGUGGCCGGAGGAAAGAGUCCGAUUCAGGAGACUCGAUGCUCGACCGCUCAGGCUGGUCGUCGGCGUCCAGCUGGGCGGUCAGAAGGAAACUACCCGCAGACGUUCAGGAUUAUUACUCCAAGAGGGAGAGGGGAGGACCAGGAGGCUGGAACCGACAGGAGGAGGAGCAGCCGGGGGCAGCAGCAGAUGCGACUAAAAGCGAUCCUCCCUCCCAGGCGGUCCCGGGUAACGCCCCGGGGCCCGUGAUGAACGCGGGUCCUCCUCAGCUCAACGUCCUGCAGCAUCACUUCCCCCAGCAGGGCCAGAGGGGGGCGCUGCCCGUCAGCCUGCAGCCUGCAGCAGGGUACACCAUGCCUCCUCAGUACCCCGCCGUACCGCUGCUUCAGGGCCCCUCUGCCGGCGGUCAAGGCCUCCCCCCUCCUCCCCCACCUCCUCCACCCAUGCAUCAAGGCAGCCAGGGUGCAGCAGCUCAUCCCGAUGGCUACAACACACAGAUGGCAAGUACAAUGGGUUAUGGGAAACCUGGCCUACUUCCCACCCCAACCAAAGCUGGUGUUUCCUUAGCGACCUACUGCCAGUCGGCACCCAGCCAGGUGUAUCCCUCCUCCACCACUUACACCGGCCAGCACAGCAAGGCUCAUGCUGACAGCUCCAAAAAAGAGAAGAUCCAGGAAAGAGCUGUCAAUGAAGUGAAAAACGCCAUCAAACCGUAUUACCAAAAGAAUGAAAUCAACAAGGAUGAGUACAAGGAGAUCGUCCGUAAAGCGGUAGAGAAGGUGUGCCACAGCAAGAGUGGUGAGGUGAACUCCAGUAAGGUGGCCAUCCUGGUGAAGGCCUACGUGGACAAAUACAAGCACGCCCGCAAGAAAUGAGGGUGGUCCCGCUGCGGCGCGCAGACGUCCUCACAGACACUCAGCUGCUCAAGUGCAAUUUCCUCUGGCUGGAAUUGGGUCUCCAAACUGAAAGACAACGGAGAGCCGACCUUUUCUUUUUUGAUAUCUCUACCUUUUAUUGAACGAUGAAGAUUUUUUUCUAUAGAUUUUGAUAUUUUGUUAGAAAAAGAAUUACCCAAUCAGAAAUUGUACUGCAAGAGCCCUUUAUUUUGCAUAGAUCAUGUGACUGGGGAACUACUGUAAAGAGCGCAGGGUAGCAUGGAGGAGGGGGGGGG